UCUGAAUCAAAGUCACCUCGGCGCUUUAUAUACCGCGAACUUUCAGAAAUGUGGAGGCCGAACUGAGUAAUGAAAAUAUUGCAGAACCGUGAGAACGUCUGAAACUGGUACAGAUGUAAUUACUAACGUGACAUGUUUACUCUGGUGGGUCAUCAUAGUUAUCUGCUUUAAAGCAAGGAUACAGGUUGACGUCAACAUGAGUGCCAAACAAAUGGUAGCAGUGCUUCAGGACCUGGGCUAUCCCAAGGCUAGUAAACUAGACCCCAAGGGCCUUGAGUGGAUGUUUGAAAAUGACACUAUGCUACCUUUUCUGGAGUGGUUUUGCAACAGUGUCAGUUCUGCAAAUGUUCUCCCUAAGGAAGAAGUGAAGCAGUUCCAUUCAUUUGAGAAUACUGAGGAGGGCAUUCUAGAGGGCGAUCAGCUGGAACAAGCGUUAAAAAACUUGAAAAUUUCUCAGAAUGAGCAAGUGACUGAGGCAGAUUUACAACAUGAGAUUGACCAGUUAUCACAGAGUUUGGAGAGAGGCAGAAAAAGAAAACAAAGUCUUAUGCAGAAAAGAAAUAAACUAAGUCUUCAUCAUACUUCAAUGAAUCAUCGACAGUCUAAGCUUUCUCAGAUCGAAACAAAAGUGAAAUCGCAGUACAAGGGAAGAUUGGAGCAAAACCUUACAGACAAUGCUAAGGUAAAUUCUAGUUUGGAGCACCUGGUGGAGACAGUCGGACAGCUGAGUGAAGUCUACGAGUUGCCUGUUCAGGAGAAAAGCAAGGAAGCCAUACCCAUGUUUCUGUCUCAGCUUCCGCUCGAUGACUUUUACCAGAAGGAGGAGAAAUUCUCUCAAGAGUUGUCUUUCUUUACAAGAAAGAAAUUUUUUGAGGGCAUAGCAGAUGUAGCUGGGUCAAGUGAAGGUUCACGCUAUGAGAUUCUAGAAAUUAACGACCCCAAUCUGUCUUUAAUCAGAGGUGGAGGUCAAGCAAUUAACAUCAGCCAAUGCAAAGAACUGUCUAGGAUUCAAAAGAGUUUUCCUGCUGCUAAAUUGAAACACAUAGAAGCAAAAGUUGCAAGUGUUCAAGCUGAGCGUCGCUUAGAAACCGCAGAAGAUAUCUUGAAGUUGAUUCAGGCAGGGGAAUUCUCCAAAGAUUGUAACUCUAUCAAUGAACGACUGAGUGCUGCUGACUCCUCUCUACAACGAGUGGUGCGGGAUUUAGAGACUUUGUCUAGAGAUGAAAUCCCAGGGUUAAUUCAGGAGAGUAUGGGUGCUCAGGUGUCUCACAUCCUGACCGGGGACUACAACCUAAAACUGGCUCGACAGGAUUACUUCAUCUCUAACCAAGACCAGGUUAUCCGUCCUUUAGUUCAACAGAGGGCGAGGAAUGAGUUUCUGACCAUGGCCUUUGAACUUGAAAACCGUAACCAUAGGGACAUACAUCGUCUGCUGGUGGCUGUGAAGCAGCUUUUGCAGAACCACUUAAAAGGAUGGCAGGCCAGAAUGAAAAUGAUGGAGGACCCCCUGUUGACGUCAGCCAAGUUCAAGAGAAGCACUAUAGACUCCAGGGACAGUUUCUCCAAACGAUUACAUCAAGUGUUGGAAGUAGAAGACACACAGCACCUUUUCCUUACAUACUCCAGCCUAGAAGAUGGAGCAGGCAAACUGAGGCACUCUUACUCUGCCAGCUGUAACCAUGCAGAUACAGUCAGGGGAAGCCAGGAUGAACUGCUAGAGGUUCUAGAACAGAAUAUGCAGUCUAGUGAGGAGAUGAUGUACUCUGGCUCCAGUACAACACAUGGCCAACCAUCCAUGACCCCACCUCAGCUUCAGUCAACCAUGACUCAGUUAGAGGGAAUGCUGGGAAGGCUUGAACACACCAUCAAAGACACAGUUCGGAAUCUGGAGCAAAAGAAACAGACUUUGAAGAGUGACCCUCUGUUAUACAAGGAAAGAAAAUUGUUCAUUUAUUUCUUCACCAACCCUCCGUGUUUAAGACAGUUAUUUGAGGAGAUGUCAUCUAGACUACAGGCCCAGAAAUUACAGUGAUGAAAAAUUUCAGUUCUUCUACAUAUUUUGUUUACAUGUUUAUGUUGCUGAUGACUACACCUUGAAAGAGUUUAUCAAAAUAGAAGGAAGUGAUUUAAUCAAGAAAAACAUGAUAAUAUGAAAUAAGUACACAUGUCAAAAAAUGUCCAAAAGCAUGCUAUUCUGGAGUUUUUCGAUCCAUGAUUUUCAAAAAUUUAGUUCAAUAAAUAACAAUAGUUCAAGAAUACACAGGAGACCGGCCGACUUGAACUCAGGAUGUGUGGUUCACUAACCUGAUUCCUAUAUACAAAUAAUUUCACAAAACAUUUCAAUCACCAUCUUGUGACGUAGUUUUAGGAGAUGUAUACGUUUUGAUGUAGCAAGCUAUUUUAAUUAUGCACUGCUAUAAAAACAAUUGACCAUAACGCCAUCCUUAACAAACUACUGAUAUACUGUAACCCUGCUCCUCAUAUAGUAAUGAGUAAGUACAUAUUGAUAUGCAUGUAUUUGAUUUAAAUAUUUGUUAUGGUGCCAACACUGUAACCCCCAUUUUCAAGGUCAUAUCCAAAAAAUCUGUGACUUUGCUUUUAAUGCUGAGCUUUUGGCAAAGGAACAGUGACUUCCUCUGUUAAACAUCUUAGGUUUAAUGAGGUGCUAGAGUCAAGAAUUAAACUCAGGACCUCCCUGCUGUGAAAUGUGUGCUCAAACCAAUAGGUUACUGUGAAUAGAUGUAAUUUUUAGUAGCAGUGUAUAUCUAAAGGUGAGUAUUAUGACACACUGGCUCUGUAACAUUCUUACUAUUAAUCUAAAGAAACAGUCAGUCAGGAAUGUACAUAUGAUUGUCUACAGAUAUCAAACUUUCUUUGCUACUUUAAAUCUCUCCAAAUUUUCCGUAACUCAUCUUUUCACUCAAGUGGCUAAGACCAUUGUGCGUCAGUUUCAUUGAUUCUGGGGAAAAAACAAAAAACUUUUGACAGUAUUAAAAGAACUAUUGUUUGGGAAACCAUCUUGCAGUAUAUGAAUACUAUAAAAAUUCUUCUACAACAUUUGAAAAAUUAAAAGUUGGAAACAGAAAAACAUACUUUGAAAUUGAAUUAGGAGUAAGACAAGGCAGUGUAAUGUUUUAUACACUUUUUAUAAUGACAAUGGUCCUUUGUCGAACACACUGUAAUCCCCAGGGAAUGGUCUCCUGUUAAACAUCCUUAUUAAGAACAUUCUAUAUAAACUUGUGACCAGUGUAUUAUGUACGCCUGUUAGAUAUCGUCUUUUAUUUUCUAGAAAUGUUUAUCGAUUACACAUGUUAUUUAUUCAUUGAAUGUCUGAAAUAGAAGAAGUAAAUAAAUCUUUAUCUCCCACUC
Messenger RNA from Ostrea edulis (European flat oyster), 3369 nucleotides. Its product is annotated as HAUS augmin-like complex subunit 3. Gene Ontology annotation, cellular component: centrosome; HAUS complex; mitotic spindle. Lineage: Eukaryota; Metazoa; Mollusca; Bivalvia; Ostreida; Ostreidae. Bases 197 to 2032 code for a protein of 611 amino acids. The transcript is spliced from 14 exons. Gene Ontology annotation, biological process: spindle assembly; centrosome cycle. The record is from RefSeq and is a predicted model, not a curated record.